UGCCUCGCUCAUAUUAAUGAGCGACGCAAAAUAUGCAAUUUCAGUAAAAAAAAGAUCAUCUGCGUCGAUGGUUUACAAACUUGUGACGCAAAGUACAAAAUAAGAGUGAUUUUAGUCAUUUGCCUCGCAAAAUAACAAAUAUGCGACGCAGCUUAUCUUCAAUGUGCGUCGUUGUUUUACUAUUGUGUGACGCAAUGGUCCAAUUACUCUGUAUAACUCUUUCGAUACCACCGAGGAGUUGAUAGAUCUACAACUUCCUCCUCUCCUCUCUUUCUCUGUCAACCUCAUUCUUACCAAAGCUCCAUUGCCGCAUGAAACUCCAACUCAUUUAUUUCUUUGUUUCAACAAUUCAGUUGUGCUUUUGCCUUCUAAAUAUUCACUCACCAACCCUAGGUUCUGGCGUUGCGAAGAAGGCGACAUCUCGAUGCAUUUUGGAUGGCUUGUGAUAUCGGCGGGUUGUAUUGUUCGGUUUUUGAAAGCUAGGAUGGAGCUCUGGUUUACCUCGCCACCGUUAAUGGACCUAGCUUUUAUUGCUCAACUAAAUGGUUUGAACUCCCCGCGCGUGGAUGUGUCCCCCAAGUCUAAAUAUAAUGACAGAUUGUCAAUGGAUGACGGUGAUGCUGAUAUUGAUGAGCACACGAAAUAUUGCAAUCAAGAUGAGGCACGCAGAGGUGGAUGUUGCAGAGGCCCAGAUGAAGGGUGAAUCAGGAGCAAAGCUAAGACAAGGACAAACAGCACAAAAUGCAGCAAAAAUUGAUGUAGAAACCAAGAUCAUAGCCACACAAAGGGAUGGAGAAGGGAAAAAAGAAGAGGCCAAAGUAAGGAGUGAUGUUAAGAUAUUUGAGAACCAAAAGGAGGAUGAUGUUGCAAAAGCAAGUGCUGAAUUGGUUGCUCAAAAGGUCGGGUGGUCCAGGGCGGUGCAACUGGCUGAGGCUUGUGAUCAGUAAUGCAUGCAGCAAACCUUUGCUCUAUACACAGAAGGGCACUAACUUAGAAAAGCGUUUAGGCAUUGAGGAACACUCUCAUAUUCAGUGGACAGAUACAACAAGUUCUAAUUGUAGAGGCCCGUUUUGCACAUAACAGCAAGUAUCCAUUACUAUAACUAAUGGAAUGGUGAUCAUUUGAUGAGGUAAGAAGCAUACAAUCCCCUUCGGUUACAUCUGGUUAGUUUGGAAGGAUGUGAAGAAGAAUUGCGACAUUCUGUUGUACCCAUAUUUGAAUAAAAGGUAGUUGAGCUCUUGUAAGUUGUUGAUGAAGUCUUGGACUUAAUUUGAACUCGAUCUCUAGCUAGGUAGAUAGUUUGUUGUAAUAUUUAACUUAAAUUUUUAUGUUUGAAGUGUAGUUAGGUUAUCAACAAGUUGGUUGAUCUAUAACGAAUUUGCCUUUUAUUGGAUCUUAAACUUUUGUGACAGGUAUAUAUCAUUCACGGUAUCGGGAAGGGUCUAAUUACAAAGGAGACUUUGUCGAAAUUUCCAUCUAAUUUACUUUUACUUUUAAUUUUACUUUUAUGAUCUGGAUAUGUAUUAUAUGUACUGCGAUUACUCGAGCUACAUAGAAAUAAGUUGCUAAAUAAAAA
Messenger RNA from Spinacia oleracea (spinach), 1576 nucleotides. RefSeq names its product flotillin-like protein 6. Gene Ontology annotation, cellular component: plasma membrane raft; plasma membrane. The transcript is spliced from 5 exons. NCBI's taxonomy places the organism in Eukaryota, Viridiplantae, Streptophyta, Magnoliopsida, Caryophyllales, Amaranthaceae. The coding region runs from base 567 to 947 and encodes 126 amino acids. The record is from RefSeq and is a predicted model, not a curated record.